Ananas comosus (pineapple) is the source of this 2201-nucleotide messenger RNA. Its product is annotated as glycine-rich RNA-binding protein RZ1A. Gene Ontology annotation, molecular function: zinc ion binding; RNA binding. The transcript is spliced from 5 exons. Bases 141 to 788 code for a protein of 215 amino acids. The record is from RefSeq and is a predicted model, not a curated record. Lineage: Eukaryota; Viridiplantae; Streptophyta; Magnoliopsida; Poales; Bromeliaceae.
AUAUCGAGAGCUCCUUGAGGCGACGACGCGGCUCUCUUUCCCCCAACCUAGGGUUUCUUCGACGCGAAGAAUCCAUCGAUCUCGAUCUCUACCUCGAUCUCUACUUUGAUCUAAUUCCAAGCAGAUUAUUUAGUUGAAACAUGUCAGAUAGUGAGGAGUACCGCUGUUUUAUUGGGGGCCUUUCCUGGUCAACAACUGAUUCAGGUUUGAAGGAUGCAUUUGGCAAAUUCGGCCACCUAACUGAGGCGAAGGUCGUUCUCGACAAAUUCUCUGGUCGAUCUCGCGGUUUUGGCUUUGUAACUUAUGAUGACAAGAAAGCCAUGGAAGAAGCCAUUGAAGCCAUGAAUGGUAUGGAUUUAGAUGGAAGGUCUAUCACUGUGGACAGAGCUCAGCCACAAGGACCUGGACGUGACCGUGAUGACCGUGAUUAUGGCCGUGACCGCGACCGUGACCGUGGUCGUGGCCGUGAUCGUGGCCGUGACUUUGGUGGUGGGGGGCGUGGAUCAAAUGGUGGAGAGUGCUUCAAAUGUGGCAAGCCUGGCCAUUUUGCCAGGGAGUGCCCAUCUGGGGAUGGUGGAAGAGGGGACAGAUAUGCUAGUAGAGAUGACAGGUAUGGUGGCGGCAGCGGCGGCGGCGGCGGCGGUUACAGUCGUUAUGGACCUGACCGUGGCGGUGAAAGGUAUUCUGGGCGCAAUAGGGAUGGUGGGGGCCGCGGUGGGGGAGGGGAUCGAUACAAUCGUGAUAGGUCCGGUCCAUAUGAACGUCCCAGUGGAGGAGGCUACCGUUAAUGGUGCAUGCUAAUUUAGUCAGCCAAGAGAAAAUGCCGUUCUGGUGCUCUUACAGCGAUGGACCUAGUUCCCUAUUUCAGUUUGCUUUCUGCUUUCAGUGUUCUACGGUGGAUUUUCCAGGCAUGUCGACCUUUUGAUCCAAGGGGGCUUGGUUGGAUUCUGCCGGUUCAGAUGUGAUUGUUACCUUAGAAUUGUGUUUUGAUCUGGUGCCAUACACUUUUUCUGUGACCUGCUACUGGCUUUUGGUCUUUGAAUAUUUGAAUGUCACUGUUGGUGUUGGAUUUUGGAUGAUUUCGUGCUACGUUGUGCGUCGAUUUUUGGAUCCUUCGUAAAUUUCUCGCUGGGUCUCUAUGGGGUACCAAGUGGUAUGACCACCUCAAUGAAUGGGAUUCAUUUUGGACUGCCUUAGAGAAAUAUCUGUAAAAGAGAAGGUUUCCCUUUCUCUCAGCAGUGUUUAGCUCUCUCCAAAAUGCAGCUUUGAACCCCAUCAUUGUGGAAGAAAAGCCUGGCUAUGAUUUUGGCUUACCUAGUUCUAAUGCUUUACUGUUUGGACAUGGUUUCUGCCUAUUUCUGCCCGACAUUUUCCAAGAUGACAAUUGCCCGUAACUCAAUAAGCACUGAUAGUUGAUCGAAACUUUAUCUAUUGCGUCAAGCUGGAUUUCAAUCCUAGUAAUGCAGCCUGAGAAUUUUAUCAAGAUCCUUGAGAGCCUCGGCAAACAUUGUUUCUGUGACACAGUUCCUUCUAUAUUUUGUUCCCAUGGUACUGGAAAAAGUAGCCCUUGCAAUCCAAAGUUCUCUUAUCAAGCCUGUGUACUUCGUUCCUGAGUUGCUUGCUCGGCAUUCAGACCUAGUUUGGGAGUGCUUCCCUAAAGUAACGGUUCAGUGCUUUUGAGCUUCGAAAUAAAUGGGAAGCGCUUUGUUAGAGGUUCGCACUCUUCCAAUAAUACGGGAUGGUGGUCGGGCUAUCUAAGAAGCACCACCAAUUCGUAGAAUUGGAAAAGUGGAGCUCAAAAGUGCUUUCUUAUUUUUUUGGAGCUCUAAAACAUAAGGCUGCUGUGUUAGCUAAAGUAUUCCCAAACUAGUUCAUAGUUCCUUACUUCCCAUAGUUGGAGAAUUUGGCUCUUUUGUUGCCGGAUUCGUUCUGUCCUGAUGAUCACUACCUUUGGUCCUUUGUAUGAGCAGCUGGAAAGUAUGGGCUCUGGGUUUUCAUCCUUACUAAUGUCCUAAAUUCGUGAGAGUAUAAAAGACACUGACCUGCAAUAGGAGGCUGAUCUUUGUGGUUCCAAACUGAAAUGCGAAUCUCUUUCUACACAACACAAGAAUGUGUUUCAGUCGCCUAACUUCAUUCUGAUAAUUCUGUGCCUACAUGUGGUGAUGCUUUUAAUCAGCAAUAAUAUAGUUGAUUUUGCAGUA